Colletotrichum destructivum is the source of this 1602-nucleotide messenger RNA. Its product is annotated as Putative SGNH hydrolase-type esterase domain, SGNH hydrolase superfamily. The record is from RefSeq and is a predicted model, not a curated record. The transcript has 3 exons. The coding region runs from base 728 to 1588 and encodes 286 amino acids. NCBI's taxonomy places the organism in Eukaryota, Fungi, Ascomycota, Sordariomycetes, Glomerellales, Glomerellaceae. Gene Ontology annotation, molecular function: hydrolase activity, acting on ester bonds.
UUCAACGCAGCAACAUCCUGGGUAAUUAGAGGUUCAAUGGUGUCCAAGAUGUACCUGUAACUCCCAACGGACCUCAUCGCAGCAUCCUGGUCUCCCAACCCCCGGCCCAGACGGAGGGAGCCGUCAUCGGCUUCUCCCCCCCGCGGGGUUCCCUGGAUCCCUGGAUCCCACCACCCCCUUUCAACCCGGGUCGAAACCCUCGUCGGUGGACAGUGGAGCCGUCGGCCGAGAGACUGACAGAGUUUGGAUUUCGGUUCCUUUUCGCCCGAGACACCAGCAUCCACACCGCCGUCCACGAAUGAGGAGCCCUUGGCCCUUCACGACUCCAUGCUUUUCCCUUACAGAGCACUCACGCGCAAAUUGAACAGCGGGCAACCAGCAUUCAUCCAGCUUAGCGGUCCCGCCGUCGAGGGGCCCCCGUCUCUCUCAUAACCCAUGGAUCAUGCGGGGAAAUGUCAGGUUCGAGGUCGUCACGGACUCACGGCAGGGAGAGAUGCGGGGAGAACGGUUGAUGGCAACCCCAGAUAACCCCAGUUGCCGAGAUCCGCUGUCAACGACACCGCCGGCCUGGGAAAUGAUAAAGAGUGGAUGGAACGCCGUACUAGGCUCUUAAGGAAAGGAGAGUUCCCUUGGUCCCCCCCCCCCAGCUGUUCUCCUCUGUCUCUAGGACCGCCCGCGAAUCCCUCCCUUCCCCGCUCCCCGACGAAGCUGCCGAACUCUCGCAGAAAUGAGGUUGUCAUUGUGUUCCCUGCUCUUCGGAGCCAGUGCGGUGCUCUCCGCGCCCGCCCAGCGGUCCGAAGCCGACGGCAGACACACCCUCUGGCUCGCCGGCGACAGCACCAUGGCGCCGGACGGCGGCCACAACGGCACCCAGGGCUGGGGCGAGUACCUGCACUACUCGCUCGACGCCUCCAGGAUCCGCGUCAACAACUCGGCCUACGCCGGCCGGAGCGCGCGCACUUUCACGCGCGAGGGCCGCUUCCAGCGCAUCAUCGACCAGGUCAAGCCGGGCGACUGGGUGGUCAUUGAGUUUGGCCACAACGACGGUCCUGGAAACCCCAUCAACGACACCGUCAAGAACCGAGUCGACUGCCCCGGCAUCGGAAACAACACCUGCCCGGUGACAUUUAACGGCGAACCCGAGAUCGUCCAGACGUACACUACCUACCUGCGUAACGCGUCCUCCAUCUUCCUAUCCCUCGGCGCCAGGGUUGUCAUCUCGACCUCGACCCCGAUCAACCCGUACAGCACGGGGACCUUCUCCUGGGCCCCGACCAUCUACUCGUGGUACUCGUGGCACGUCGUCGAGUCCCUCGGCGGCCCCGCGGCCGGCAUCUACUACGUGCCUCACGGCAACUACAGCGCCCAGGCCCUUGAGGUGCAGGGCCCCGCCGCCGCCGUCGAGGGGUUCCCCAUGGACCCCGUCCACAUGUCGCCCAGGCUCGCCGACUCCUUCGCCGGCGCCUUCGUCCUCGGGUUGAAGUGCGGCACGUCGCCGCUGCAGCAGUAUUUCGUGAACGCAACGUCGAGGCUCGAGGGCGACAGGCUGGGUACUUGCCUGCAGGUGAAUGCGACGCUGCCCAUCUAAGCGUGAAGCUUUUU